Dreissena polymorpha is the source of this 1730-nucleotide messenger RNA. RefSeq names its product probable phosphoglycerate mutase. Gene Ontology annotation, molecular function: intramolecular phosphotransferase activity. Bases 75 to 830 code for a protein of 251 amino acids. The record is from RefSeq and is a predicted model, not a curated record. NCBI's taxonomy places the organism in Eukaryota, Metazoa, Mollusca, Bivalvia, Myida, Dreissenidae. Gene Ontology annotation, biological process: glycolytic process. The transcript is spliced from 6 exons.
ACCACUCCUCUUGUGUGUAAAAAAGGUCAAGGUUGCUUGCAGAAAACUGCCAAGGACAUUUUGCAUUUGUAAAGAUGGCCACAAAGUAUAAGAUCGCUCUGAUUCGUCAUGGUGAGAGCGAAUACAACAAGGACAACCGGUUUUGCGGAUGGUUUGACGCAGAUCUAUCUGCAACCGGAUUAGAAGAGGCUAAAAACGCAGGAAAGAUGCUGAAGGAGCAAAACUAUACAUUCGACAUCGCCUUCACGAGUGUUCUCAAGCGAGCCAUCAAGACGUUGUUCAUCGUUCAAGAGGAGAUGGACCUCCACUGGAUCCCCGUGAUCCGACACUGGCGGCUUAAUGAGCGCCACUAUGGCGGCCUGCAGGGCCUAAACAAAUCAGAAACGGCUGCUAAGCACGGGGAGGAUCAAGUCAAGAUCUGGAGACGUUCUUACGAUAUUCCCCCUCCGGCUCUGGAGUUGAGUGAUCCCAGGUCAGCCACUAAUGAAGCUAAAUACGCACAAUAUGACAAGGCCGUGGUUCCCCAGUGUGAAUGCCUGAAGGACACUGUUGAACGUGUGCUGCCAUACUGGCAUGACGUCAUUGUGCCAACCAUCAAGUCGGGCAAGAGGGUGGUGAUCUCUGCCCAUGGUAACAGCCUGCGCGCCCUGAUCAAGUACCUUGACAACGUGUCUGAUGAGGAAAUCCCAGAGCUGAAUGUACCCACCGCGAUCCCGCUAGUGUAUGAGCUGGACGAGAACAUGAGGCCCGUGAAGCACUACUAUCUGGCAGAUGAAGCUCAGGUCAAGGCCGCCAUUGAGAAGGUCGCCAACCAGGGCAAGGCCAAGUAGGCCCGGGCCCAAGCCUGCAACAGAUGAACACAUACCAGCAUUUGGCCUUGGAAGGUCACAAUACAUCUUUGGGUUAAGAAUAAUUUUAUGCUUUUUAGUCUGGUGUUUUUUUUACACAUUGUUGGGUAGAAAUUAUCAUGGAAUACUUCUCUUUUCAAUAACAAUGUGGUAGAAAAGUAUGUCUUAAAAUGAAACCGGUAUUCAAACCUUAUCAAAAACGAUUUAAAUUAAGUAAGUAAGUAUAGUAUAAUGAAAUUACACUUAAAGUGAAAGUAGGUAGGAAAUGAAUUCAGAUGUUUUGUGAACAUUCCUCGAGAGCAGAAAUAUGGAACCAUUCUACAGACAUACGAACCCAUCUCCCCUGACAUGUGACCGUGGUGAAUGAACACCUUAUGAUGGCUAUGAAAUCUCCUUCGAUGUAUGUUAGCUGUUUAACUCAUAAGUGUUUCUAUUUUUGUCAUCGCACUUAAAAUGUUAUUACUUUAAGGUAAUUAUGUGAGUUUUUGUUACUUUUUUUACAAAGUUUGGUGAAGUUAAGAGAUGCAUGUUCAAUUUUUAGCCUAAACAACUUUAUAUUUUUUGGACAAACUAUAUGAAUAUUUACCAAUAUUUGCUUUUAAAAUUCUAUGCUUUAAGUAUUUUGUUUGGACUAAAAUUCAGAUGUUUUGAGAUGUUAACUUGUUGCUUUUUGUUUAAGUGCAUUGCAUUUUAUUUAUUUCUACCUUUAAAUGUUUUUCUUGUUUAAUUUACUGCAUGUAUCUAUAUGAACAAUAAGACAUUUACCCAUUAUAAGUGUCGAACAGUAAUACCUUUAAUUUCUGUAUCUGCAAGUGUUGAAGCUUGUUUUCUUUUAUUUAUUGCCUAAGUGAUGAAUUGUUAAAUAAAUUAAACAGGAUCUGA